CUCACAUCGACAAUCUACCGUCACACUCACUAGUCAACACCGUACGAACAUACCGCAUAGGUAUACUGUGUUACCCUGUGUACGAAAGAGAGAGAGAGAGAGAGAUUUUACAUUUAUUGUAUGAUUGUAAUUUAUAUUAAAUAAAUAAUGGCAUAUGCAAUCGGACCUAUGGUGCCAAGUGCCAAUCCAGUGACAAACCCUUCUCUUGUGCCAGAUUGGGCAAAUGCUGAACAUAGUACUGGAACCUCGAUUAUGGCUUGUGAGUUUGAUGGUGGCGUUGUCGUUGGAGCGGACACUCGUUCUACCACUGGUGCAUACAUUGCUAAUCGUGUAGCUGACAAAUUGACUCGAGUGACAGAUUAUAUUUACUGCUGUCGCUCUGGAUCUUCUGCAGAUUCUCAGGCUAUCUCAGACUUUGUCAGAUAUCACUUGUCAUUUUACAAGAUGGAAUUAGGAAUGGAGCCACGAGUGGAGACUGCAGCAAAUCUCUUCAGAGAAAUGUGUUACAAUUAUCGUGAAAGUCUGAUGGCUGGUAUUCUUGUAGCUGGGUGGGAUCCAAUCAAAGGUGGUCAAGUAUAUUCAAUACCUCUUGGUGGCAUGUGCACAAGAAUGCCAAUUUCCAUUGGUGGCUCAGGCUCAACAUAUGUGUAUGGUUAUGUAGAUUCACAUUACAAGCCUGGCAUGACCAAAGAUCAGGUGGUCGAGCUUGUUACUAACACUUUGGCUUUGGCAAUGUCGCGCGACGGUAGCAGUGGUGGUAGCAUUCGACUUGGUGUCAUUACCAAAGAUGGAAUUGAACGUCAAUUGAUUCUCGGCAACGAACUGCCUAAGUUCUGGGAAGGAUAAACUUAAAAAUAAUAAACUUUUUACUGUUAUUCAAAUCAUAAGUGAAACAUUUCUCAUUCGAAGCCUUUGAUAAAAAUAAACAAAGCGACAUUCAAGUGUCACAAUGGAUUUAUGAAUUUUAUCCUAC
Messenger RNA from Phymastichus coffea, 973 nucleotides. It is a transcript of the gene Prosbeta1, whose product is annotated as proteasome subunit beta type-6-like. The transcript is spliced from 5 exons. NCBI's taxonomy places the organism in Eukaryota, Metazoa, Arthropoda, Insecta, Hymenoptera, Eulophidae. The coding region runs from base 148 to 846 and encodes 232 amino acids. Gene Ontology annotation, cellular component: proteasome core complex. The record is from RefSeq and is a predicted model, not a curated record. Gene Ontology annotation, molecular function: threonine-type endopeptidase activity.